CCUGUAGUUGAAUAUGCAAUGUUCUGUAGAUAAAUCCCGGCCAGGGUUUUCCUGCAUCAGGUAGGUUUUCAAUGGUGAAUGGCAUGUUCCCUAGAUGUUGUGCUCCUGGUAGUGGCUGAUCAUCUGGCACAUUUAACUUUUUAGCAUGAAGUGCCUAUCCUAUGCCUGAGCGUAUCCUACACGUGUCCUUGAUGGGGUUAGCCACUGUAGUCUCCCUCAUACAAUAGUUGAGGGCAAUAGGCCCUUUUCACAACUACGUCACUUAACUUCCGCUUUUCAGCGCAGCCGGGUAAUGUAACUUCCGUGUUAGACGACAUUGGGGGAGAGUCUACUAACAGCUCGAAAUAUCGACAAAAAAUUAUCAUAACACGCAUGGCACAGUCAUCAUGUAAAUGUUAUUGUAGUGUUCCCUGUUGUUCAAACAACAAAAAGAAGUUUCCUUAUCUGAGUUUCCACGACUUUCCAGUGGACGAAGAAAUACGUUCCCGUUGGGUUAGGGCGAUAAGAAGAGAUGAGGGACUUGGUUUUAAAAUACUUCGAGGGAGCACCUAUGUAUGUAGCCAACACUUUGCCCCAGAGGAUACAUACACAACACCCAGCAGUGGACGAACCAGGAUAAAAAAGGGAGCAGUGCCAUCUAGAUUUCCCUGGAAUGACUGGGGUAAAGGAAAAGGGUCACAAGCUCGGCAGUCAGUUUACCAGAGAGCAAGGAAACGUUUAAGGCCUGCUGUCCUUGAUGAAUCUCAGGAGAUGCUUGUUCCAGGAGACAUCACAGAAGAGGCCCUGCCUGUGGGUGGAGUGACAAAAGAUCAUGACUAUGCCUACCAUCCUUCUCCUGGUAAACUGGAUGGCGCUGCACAGAGAAUCCAAGAGUUGGAGCUUCAGGUUUUGUCACUAGAGCUUGAAAUCCAGCAGCUGACCAUUAAGAAGCAGCAGCCUCUGAUUUUCAAGUUCUGCGUCACAGAUGAAGACUUUCGUUACUACACUAGGUUCAGCUCAAAGGAGGUUUUCACUGUGUUUUGGGAGUCAGUUUACCCCUCUGCUUCACGCCUUUUGUACUGGUCCAAGGCACAACGAACAGCACAAGAGACACCUAGCCCUCAGCGAAAACUUCAGCUCAUUGAUGAACUGUUCAUGUUUCUCUGUCGUGUUGCAGCCGGGCUUCAGGAGAAAACCUUGUCGUCCAUCUUCGAGGUCAGCUUGUCUACAGUUAGCCGCAUCAUCUUAACAUGGACAAGCUACCUUUACCAGGUUCUUGGCUCGCUACCAUUGUGGAUGACAAGAGAGCAAGUGCAGGCCACAAUGCCUGACAAGUUCAAGCUCUACUGCCCUCAGGUGAGAGUGAUAAUCGACUGCACCGAGAUUCGUUGUGAAACAGCAUCUUCUCUUUUGCUACAGUCAGAAACUUUUUCCAACUACAAAAAUCACACCACCUUUAAAGGUCUAAUUGGCAUUGCACCAUGUGGGGUUAUCACAUUUAUAUCAAAAUUGUACACAGGCUCCAUCUCGGAUAUAGAAAUAACUCGGCAGUCACAGAUCUUACAGUUACUUCAACCAGGAGAUGGAGUAAUGGCUGACAAGGGGUUCCAAAUUGAGAAGAUGCUGUCAGAGGUGGGGGCAACACUAAUCAUCCCUCCACUGAAGAAAUCUAACCAGCUCAGCAUGGAGGAUACCCAGAAGACCCAGGCUAUUGCCCGUCUUAGAAUUUUAGUUGAGAGGGCCAUACGUAGGGUGAAGGAGUAUCAUAUUUGGGAUGGACAUGUUCCUCUUUCUAUGGUAGGCUCAGUCAAUCAGCUGUGGGCCAUCUGUUGCAUGUUGUGCAACUAUCAGGGACCUCUUGAUAUCAAAGGGGACAAACCCAUCUGAAAAGGUUCCUUUUCUAAAGGGAUGGUUCACCCAGAAUUGGCCAGAAAUUAAAAUUUUGUCAUUUAUUCACUCUCAUGUUGUUACAAACCUGUAUAAAUUUCUUUGUUCUGAUGAACACAAAGGGAGAUAUUUUAGAGAAAUGUUUGUAACCAAACUAUUUGUGGACCCCAUUUUUUUCCAUAGCAUUCUUUUUCCUACUAUGGAAGUAAAUGGGGUCUAUAAACGGUUUGAUUACAAACAUUUCUGAAAAUAUCUUUGUGUUCAUCAGAACAAAGAAUAGAGGUUUGCAACAACAUGAGCGUGAGUAAAUGACAGAACUAUCGCUUUAAAGCAGUGUUCUUCACAUCCAACCCUGGGGAGCUGUUGCCCUGCAGAGUUUAGCUUGAUUAAGGUUGGAGCUAAACUUUGCAGAGCACCAGCUCUCCAGGGUUAGAUGUGAAGAACACUGCUUUAAAGAGUUAGUAUUUCACACUGUGCAGAUGAACUGUAUAUACAAGGGCUGUGUAUAAUAUUUUUACAUUUGUUA
Messenger RNA from Paramisgurnus dabryanus, 2392 nucleotides. The record is from RefSeq and is a predicted model, not a curated record. NCBI's taxonomy places the organism in Eukaryota, Metazoa, Chordata, Actinopteri, Cypriniformes, Cobitidae.